UAAGACUCACCUGUGCGCGCUCACCUGCGCGCGGGCGCUUCCGCAGGAAGAAGGAAGCAGCGCCGCAGUCGUCUCCUGACCUCCCUCCCCUCCUCCUAGAUCUGCUCGCUGCCUCCAUGUCUGCCUCGGCUGUCUUCAUCCUCGACGUCAAGGGCAAGCCCCUGAUCAGCCGCAACUACAAGGGCGAUGUGGCCAUGAGUGAGAUAGAGCACUUCAUGCCUCUGCUCAUGCAGCGGGAGGAGGAGGGCGCCUUGGCCCCGCUGCUGAGCCAUGGUCGGGUCCACUUCCUGUGGAUCAAACACAGCAACCUCUACUUGGUGGCCACCACGUUGAAGAACGCCAAUGCCUCACUCGUGUACUCCUUCCUCUACAAGACAGUGGAGGUAUUCUCUGAAUACUUCAAGGAGCUAGAGGAGGAGAGCAUCCGGGACAACUUUGUCAUCGUCUAUGAGCUGCUGGAUGAGCUCAUGGACUUUGGCUUCCCCCAGACCACCGACAGCAAGAUUCUGCAGGAGUACAUCACACAGCAGGGCAACAAGCUGGAGACAGGUAAGUCGCGGGUGCCACCCACCGUCACCAAUGCUGUGUCCUGGCGCUCUGAGGGCAUCAAGUAUAAGAAGAAUGAAGUCUUCAUUGACGUCAUAGAGUCUGUCAACCUGCUGGUCAAUGCCAAUGGCAGCGUCCUGCUGAGUGAGAUUGUGGGCACCAUCAAGCUCAAGGUGUUUCUGUCCGGAAUGCCAGAGCUGCGGCUCGGCCUCAAUGACCGCGUGCUCUUCGAGCUCACUGGCCUUUCAGGGAGCAAGAACAAGUCUGUGGAACUGGAGGAUGUGAAAUUUCACCAGUGUGUGCGACUCUCUCGUUUCGACAAUGAUCGCACCAUCUCCUUCAUCCCUCCUGAUGGCGACUUUGAGCUUAUGUCGUAUCGCCUCAGCACCCAGGUUAAACCGCUGAUCUGGAUUGAGUCUGUCAUUGAGAAGUUCUCCCACAGCCGUGUGGAGAUCAUGGUCAAGGCCAAGGGGCAGUUUAAGAAGCAGUCGGUGGCCAACAGCGUGGAGAUAUCUGUGCCGGUCCCCAGUGAUGCUGACUCCCCACGCUUCAAGACCAGCGUGGGCAGUGCCAAGUACAUGCCUGAGAAGAACAUUGUGAUUUGGAGUAUAAAGUCUUUCCCGGGGGGCAAGGAGUACCUGAUGCGCGCCCACUUUGGCCUCCCCAGUGUGGAGAAGGAAGAAGAGGAGGGCCGGCCCCCCAUUGGGGUCAAGUUUGAGAUCCCCUAUUUCACCGUCUCUGGGAUUCAGGUCCGAUACAUGAAGAUUAUCGAGAAAAGUGGUUAUCAGGCCCUGCCCUGGGUCCGCUACAUCACCCAGAGUGGUGAUUAUCAGCUUCGUACCAGCUAGAAGGGAGAAGAGGUGGGAGCGUGAACAUGGGCCUCCCUCCCCUUAGUCCUUGACUGCACACUUUAGAGGAAGGGAGGGAGGGGAUGUGGGGAGGGUGUAUGUGAGCAGGCCCUGGUUGGCUUAGCAGUUUCUUGCUUCCUGCUCCCAGCACCUGGCCUCCUCCCGGCCUUGUCCUUUACCCAGAGGCUGGGAGGGAUGGUCUCCCUACCUCCUUCUGCCUUCGGACUCCCCACUUCCACUUUUAUAUGAAGAAAGAGAGGAGGGGCUUGAAGGCCCCCUCAAAAGUGCCUUCUUGCCAGUAACCUGUCUUAGGGGGUAUUGGAGCCCCUUCUCCUUCACAGCUGCUGAGCCCAGAGGCCCACCCCUCUACGUUUUAGAAUGGCAUUAAAAAGAUGAAUUUAGCCACUG
Molecule: messenger RNA, 1802 nt
Organism: Rhinolophus ferrumequinum (greater horseshoe bat)
Lineage: Eukaryota; Metazoa; Chordata; Mammalia; Chiroptera; Rhinolophidae
Gene: AP1M2
Product: adaptor related protein complex 1 subunit mu 2
Exons: 12
Coding region: 117-1394 (425 amino acids)
Biological process (GO): intracellular protein transport; vesicle-mediated transport
Cellular component (GO): clathrin adaptor complex; clathrin-coated vesicle
Molecular function (GO): clathrin-cargo adaptor activity
Source: RefSeq, a predicted model, not a curated record